Messenger RNA from Wasmannia auropunctata (little fire ant), 1558 nucleotides. RefSeq names its product 15-hydroxyprostaglandin dehydrogenase [NAD(+)]-like. Gene Ontology annotation, molecular function: oxidoreductase activity, acting on the CH-OH group of donors, NAD or NADP as acceptor. Lineage: Eukaryota; Metazoa; Arthropoda; Insecta; Hymenoptera; Formicidae. The record is from RefSeq and is a predicted model, not a curated record. Gene Ontology annotation, cellular component: cytoplasm. Bases 144 to 1121 code for a protein of 325 amino acids. The transcript has 7 exons.
AAUACCAUUCGAACCGUCUCGAAGUUCAGUUGAAACGUACGUAUUACUAGCACGAGUUCCCGAUUCCUCGACUUCAUCCCCGAACUUGAAAGCGCCGGAAAUUGACUGUGUCCAUUUCUCGAAUAUCCAAAGCAGUUUCAUUCAUGGAGACUAAAAUAGAACCAAGUUUGAGAAUCCUUCGUCGUCGUUCUUCAGCGUCCGAGAGAGCGAAGGAAAUAGAAGCGAUCAAUUGCAUUGUUUCUAGGAAAAAUGUUCUAAUAACUGGCGGCGCGGCAGGAUUGGGCAACGCUUUUCUUAAUCAUUUCUUGAAGCACGGAGCAAAGAAAAUAAUUAUAUUGGAUAUCGACGCUGAAACCGGCAAACGAAUUGAGCUCGGCAUCGAGAAAUCUUACGGCGAGAAGAAGGUACACUUCAUACACGCCGACGUAUCUAAUCACAAGCAACUGACUGAAGCUUUCGAAGAAGCAUUAUCGCUAUUAGGAAACAUUGACAUCGUGAUAAACAACGCUGGAGUUUUAGACGAGCGAAGAUGGGAGAAGGAAAUCGCGGUGAACAUCGGAGGCAUGGUUAGCACCGCGAUGCUGGCUGUGCAAUACAUGAGCAGAGAUAUGGGCGGUCGCGGUGGUAUAUUGGUGAACGUGAGCCAGCACGUGGAUAUUCGAAAUACAGCCCAACUUCCGGUAUACACUGCCACGAAACAUGCCAUCAUCGGUUUAUCGGAAUCUCUAUCGGAUCCUUAUCACUAUGAGAAGACCGGCGUUACUGUGAUAACUUUGUGUCCAGGACUAACAGAAACCGCCCUGACAGUAGAUAGCCCCAAUAAACUUCUUUCCAGAGUCAUGAAGGCAGAUUUCGUCAAGAAUCUUGAACAGUUCUCGAUACAAACGCCUUACGUAGUCGCGCAGGGCCUAAUGACGAUCCUGAGGAUCGGCGAGUCCGGCAGUAUUUGGGUUAUAGAGAGCGGCAGAGCGCCUUACGAGGUCUAUGUGCCGAAUCCGCGUACUCUGCGCCGUCACUACAAGAACAAUUUCUCGCACGUCGACACUAAGGUCGUGACGAGAGGUCGCGCGAUAAGAGAAGUCUGCGACAGUACGAGGACAGGUCUGAUGAGCUGCGCCUGAUAACCGGCAAGCGCAUGACCGUGAUCUCUCGCUCUACUUAGGGCCGAAAAAUCUUCUUCAAUCCGCACGUGGCGAAUGUCGUCCGGAGACAAUUCCGCGAUACAGAUACUUCACACGUAGAUCAGUGUAACCGGAAGUGCAGAUGCGGACGAGAUGCAGUUAAAACAAAUAUUUCACGGAAAACACUGUGUGUCCCCGAGAUUUCUCCGUAGAUAAUUUUAUGUUAUAAAGUUUCACGCAUAUCCUUCUCUUCCUCGGUCAUCCUCGAUUGUAUUUGCUGGUUCACGUUUUUUUUUUUUCGUAAUGAGCCAUAAAUUUCCUUAAACACACGUAUACAUGGUCAACUUGACUUUUAUUUCUUUAUUAUUAAUAACGCCAGAUUGUACGAAGAUGCCUGUGAUAAAAAGAUUUUAUAAUAAAAAUGCUUUAAAAAAGAA